AUGGCUGAUACUGAAAAUGUUCAAGAACCAGAAACAGAAAUUAAUAAUAUUGUCGACGAUUUAAUUAAUGAAGAACAACAACCAGCAACUAUUGAAUCAGCUAUUGCUGAAGAAAUACAUGAACCAAGAAUUGAGAAAGAAAAUCAAGAUGAAGAUAUAUUAAUGAGAGAAAACUUUACAAAUGAAACAAUUACUAAUAUUCAUACAUUUCUCUUCGAUAUUUUAGCAUUUUUCUCUAAUUUUCAAUCAAGUCUAAUUGUAGAAUAUUGUCAAGAAACACAAAAUUGGAAUUAUAUUGAACAGUUUUUUAAUGAUGAAAAUACUCAUAUUUUACCUAUAUUCUUUUGUGAUCCUCAAGAAAGAUUUCGCUUUAGUAAACGAUCAAGCAUAAUUCUACCACAGUUGAAUCAAUCAGUAAAAAGUGAAGAAUCUUGUAUUGGAAUUGGAAUAGACAAACCAUUUGAAGACGGUGGUGUGAUUUUUAUAAAACCAAAUACAAUAAAAUUAACAGAUAAAAAUUUUAAAAAUGAAUUAGUUAUUUUUUCUAUGAAUUUUGAUCAACAAAAUCUUGAUCUAAUGAUAAAUCUAGAAACAAUUUUACUUAGUUAUUUACCAUCAAUUAAAAAAGCUGAUGAAUGGAAUAAAUUAAAUUUAUUCAAUGAAAAAACUGAUCAAAUUAAAUUAAAUUUAAUAUAUCAAAUUGAACAAAAUGCAAAUUUUUUUCGAACAAUACAUAAAUCAUUUAUUGAUUGUAUUCAAUUACAAAAAGUACCUAUACGUCUAAGACAUGAUACACAAGAGAUUAUUAAUCCAAAUUCACUGUUACGUUUUGUUCAAGAUACAGAAUUAGUUCAACAAGCUGAAGAAACAAUUAUUGAAUGGAUAAAAGAAAUUGAUAAUUUUUAUCGAAAGAGUACAUUAGUUCGACAAAUAAUGUCUGAUUCUGGUCCAUUAAAUGAAGUAAAAUAUUGGAAAAAACAAGUUAUACAAUUAAAUCAUCUUGUGAAUCAACUUCGAUUACCUUCUAAUCGAGCUGUUAUUUAUUUACUUAAUAUUGCUGCAAGUCCACGUUCAAUUGAAUGGAGAGAAAUUGAUAAAAAAUUAACACAAUGUAUUAAUGAAGCACGUGAUCAUUAUAAAUUUUUAAUGAUUGUUACUAAACAUAUUGGACCACUUUAUCGUAAUGAUCCGUGUGAAAUUCAAGAAAAUCUUAAUACUCUUCUCAAUACUAUAGUUCUCAUUAAUUCAUGUUCAGAAUUUUAUUCCAAACCAGAAAAAAUUGCUGGUCUACUUGUUUCUAUAAACAAUCAAAUGGUAAUUAGUUGUAAAAAUUAUUUAACUAAUAAUCAUACAAUUGAUAUUCGAACACUUAAUAGAAAAGAAUUAUUAAAACGUAUUGAUUAUAUUCAUAAUUUAUAUGCAACAUAUCGUGAAAUAUUUAUAAAAAUAAAACAAAAAAUUGAAAAUCAUUAUUUAAACAAAACUAAUGAUCAUCUUUCAGAACAUCAUUUACUUGGUCAACUUGAUUUUCUUAAUCAACGUUUGACUAGUGUAAAAAUUCAAAUGAAAUCUCGAUUAAAAAAACUUCGAUUAUAUUCUUUUGAUACAAUCGAUGCAAAUAUUGAUAGAAAAGAUAAUGUCAUACAUCCAUUAAUAUUAACUAAUGUUGAAUUACAUUCUUCUAUUAUUAUAUUAAAUCCAAGUAUUGAUGAAAUUCAACAAUUAAUGCAUCAAUUAGUUAAUUAUGUUUUAAAUAUUUUUCAUGGUGUACGAAAAUGGGGCGAAGUACGACAUAUUGAUAGUAAACUUAUACAUAAUUAUCCAAUGCAUGAUUUUUCGGAUUUAUUACCAACAGAUGGAACUUUAGAAAUAGAUAAAAUGUCAGAUAGUGGAAAAGAAAAUUUACGACAUAUUGAACAAGCCGAAACAUAUUAUAAUACAAUAGCAAAUAAUAAAGAAUUAACUAAAUUAUAUCAAAAUAUUGGAACUUUUUUUGUAGAAAAUCAUGUUCGAUUUGAAAAAGAAUUAGAAGAAUAUUAUGAAUUUCGUGAUCUAUGGGAAAUGAAUAAGAUAAAUCAAGCAAAAAAAUUCAUUUUAGCUAAUCCUGGUUAUGCUGCUGUUCGAUCAAUAUUUGCUGAUUUUGAUGACACAAGAGAUUUAAUUAAACGAAUACCUGAAUCAAAAGAUAUUGAUCCAUUUUGUUAUUUAACAAAUAAAUUAAAAUCAAAUUUAUUUGAUGAAAUUCGACAACUUGAAUUAAUAUUUGCUAAAUAUAUUCGAAUACAUUAUCGAAUGAAAUUUAUGAGUAUUAAUGAUUUUUUUAAAAAAACUGAACCACGUUUAAAUCGACAAUUAAGAGAUCUUGAUGAUGUACGAUUUGUUAUUAAUGCACUUGAUACAUUAAAAGAAAAUUUUGUUUUUGUCGAUCAUACUAUUGAACCGUUAGAAGAAGUUUACAAUUUAUUCAAACGUUAUUCAAUUGAUAUUCCUCAAGAAGAACAAAUGGCUAUUGAAAUGCUUCGUAGUACUCAUGAACGUCUUCUUAAACGAGCUAAACAUGUUACACAUGAUCUUGUUAAAACUCAACAAUCAUUUCUCGAUCGUUUUCUAAUUGACACGAAACAAUUUCAAAAUGAUGUCACAGAUUUUGUUGAAGAUUAUGAUAAUAAUGGUCCAAUGAUUGAAGGUUUACCAGCUCAAGAAGCAAGUGAUCGUUUAACACAUUUUGAAUCACGUUUUAAUGAUUUAUGGAAACGUUAUGAAACAUUUGUAGCUGGUGAAGAAUUAUUUGGUUUAGAUAAAACUGAAUAUAUUCAUUUACAAACAAUUAAAAAACAACUCAAUUAUCUUAAACGUCUUUAUGGUCUUUAUAAUGAUGUUAUAAAAACAAUGGAAAUGUAUUAUGAAACAAAUUGGAAAGAUUUUCAUAUUGAUCAAAUUACAAAUGAAAUACAAGAAUUUCAAAAUAAAAUGAAAAAAUUACCAAAAGGCUUAAAAACAUGGCCAGCUUAUAGUGAAUUAAAGAAAAAAUUAGAUAAUUUUAAUGAAUGUUUACCACUACUUGAAUUAUUAAUUAAUCCAGCUAUGCAGUCUCGUCAUUGGGAACGAAUAGAGAAAUUAGCUAAAAUUCAUAUACCACAUAAUGAUUCAUCUAUAUUUUCAUUGAAACAUGUUAUGAAUGUUCCAUUAAUAAAAUAUCGUGAAGAUAUUGAAGAUAUAUCAAUAACAGCACAAAAAGAACGUGAUAUUGAAUCAAAAUUAUUUUCAAUUGAACUUGAAUGGCGUCAAAGAGAAUUUAAAUUUACAUCAUUUAAAAAUCGUGGUGAACUUUUAUUACGUGGACAAGAAACAUCAGAAAUACUUUCAGCUAUUGAUGAUUCAAAUUUAAUUUUAGCUGCAUUAGCAUCAAAUCGUUAUAAUAUAUUUUUUAAAAAUCAAAUACAAAAAUAUAUUGCUGAUUUAGCUAUUUGUGCUGAAAUGUUAACAAAAUGGAUGCAAGUACAAAAUUUAUGGAUUUAUUUAGAAGCGGUAUUUGUUGGAGGUGAUAUUGGUAAACAGAUGCCACAAGAAGCACGUCGUUUUGCUAAUGUAGACAAAACAUGGAUUAAAUUGAUGUCAAAAGCUAAAGAAAAUUCAAAUGUAUUAUCAUGUUGUAUAUCAGAUGAAACAUUAUUUCCGUUAUUAAAUAAUAUGCUUGAACAAUUAGAACUUUGCCAAAAAAGUCUUGCUGGUUAUUUAGAAACAAAACGUGGUGUUUUUCCUCGAUUUUAUUUCUUAUCCGAUCCAGUUAUGCUUGAAAUUCUUGGUCAAGCAUCAGAUCCAACAAAAAUACAACCAUAUCUUAGUUCAUUUACUGAAGCUGUUAAAUUUGUUGAAUUUCAUACCAAAGAAAUUGAUCGUAUUUUAUCUAUGACAACAAGAGAUGAUGAGAAAAUUCCAUUUUAUAAAGAUGUUAUAGCAAAAGGUCAAGUUGAAGAAUGGUUAAAUGAUUUUAUACGUACACAUAAAAAAACUAUGCAUCAAUAUAUUCGACAUAGUAUAGAAAAAAUGACUUAUGAAGAUUUUGAUUUAUAUAAAUUUAUUGAACAAGAAAUAGCUCAAUUAGGUCUUUUAAUUGUUCAAAUUAUUUGGACAAAACGAAGUGAAAAAACAUUACAAGAAGCAAUAAUUAAUAAAAAUUUAAUGAAUGAAACAAAUAAAUAUUUCUUAGAUAUGCUUAAUCAAUUUAUUGAUAAAACAACUUUUAAUCUAACAAAAUAUCAAAGAUUAAAAUAUGAAACAUUAAUUACUAUUCAUCUUCAUCAACGUGAUAUUUUUCAAGAACUUUAUACAACAGGAAUACGAUCUGAUUUAGAUUUUGAUUGGGCUAAACAAUGUAGAUUUUAUUUUCGUGAAGAUGAAGAUUUACUUCUUGUAAAAAUUACUGAUGUCACUUUUAUAUAUGAUAAUGAAGCAUUAGGAUGUCCUGAAAGACUUGUUAUUACACCACUUACUGAUCGAUGUUAUAUCUCUAUUGCACAAGCAUUAGCUAUGUCAUAUGGAGCAAGUCCUGCUGGACCAGCUGGAACAGGCAAAACAGAAACAACAAAAGAUAUGGCUCGAACAUUAGGAAAAUAUUGUAUAGUACAAAAUUGUUCUGAUCAAUUUGAUUAUCGUGGCCUUGGUAAAACAUUCAAAGGUUUAGCAAUAAGUGGUUGUUGGGGAUGUUUUGAUGAAUUUAAUCGAAUAAAUUUACCUGUUCUAUCUGUCGCAGCACAACAAAUUCAAUGUUUAUUACAAGCAAAACGUGAAAGACGUAAAGAAUUUCUUUUUACUGAUGGUGAUAAAAUUAUUUUAAAUGAUACAUUUGCUAUAAUAAUAACUAUGAAUCCUGGUUAUGCUGGACGACAAGAAUUACCAGAAAAUUUAAAAAUUAAUUUUCGUAGUAUUGCUAUGAUGGUACCUGAUCGACAAAUAAUAAUGCGAGUUAAAUUAGCUAGUGGUGGAUUUUUAGAUAAUACAAAUCUUGCACAAAAAUUUUUUACACUUUAUAAAUGUUGUGAAGAUCAAUUGAGUAAACAAGUUCAUUAUGAUUAUGGUUUACGAAAUAUAACAGCUGUUCUUCGAACACUUGGAACAGUAAAACGUACUCGAUCAAAAGAUCCUGAAGAAACAAUUGUAAUGCGUGUAUUACGUGAUAUGAAUCUAUCAAAAUUAAUUGAUGAAGAUGAACCAUUAUUUUUAUCUUUAUUAGAAGAUCUUUUUCCUGGUAUUAAAUUAGAUAAAGAAAAAUAUGAUGAUUUACAAAAAGCUAUUCAGAAAAAAGUUGAUGAAGAUGGUUUAAUUAAUUAUACUGAAUGGAAUUUGAAAAUUAUUCAAUUAUAUGAAACACAAUGUGUUCGACAUGGAAUUAUGGUUCUUGGACCAUCAGGAGCUGGAAAAACAAGAUGUUGUCAAAUUCUAAUGGGAGCAUUGACAAUUUUAGGCACACAUACGCGUGAUUAUCGAAUGAAUCCGAAAUCGAUUACAGCAUCACAAAUGUUUGGUAUUCUUGAUGUUGCAACAAAUGAUUGGACAGAUGGUAUAUUUUCUACACUUUGGCGUCGUACUUUAAAAGCUUAUGAAGUAUCAACGAAAUCAGGAAUUCAUGAAGCUUGGUGGAUUAUUCUUGAUGGUCCUGUUGAUGCUAUAUGGAUAGAAAAUCUUAAUUCUGUAUUAGAUGAUAAUAAAUUAUUAACAUUAGCAAAUGGUGAUCGUAUACCAAUGGCAUCUAAUGUUAAACUUAUAUUUGAAGUACAUAAUAUUGAUAAUGCAUCACCAGCAACUGUAUCACGUUGUGGAAUGAUAUUUAUGUCAUCAACUAUUCUUCCUUGGAGACCUAUAUUUCAAGCAUGGAUGAAUAAACAAAUAAAAACAAUUGCAAUUCAUAUAUAUGAAAUACUUGAAAAACAUUUUGAUGAACUAUUUAAAUUAUUAAUUACAAAAUGUUUACCAAAAAUGAAAGUUUAUGAAUGUAAUUAUAUCAAACAAAUUAUUGAUUUACUUGAUGGAUUAUUGAAUAAAGAAAUCGAAUAUACGAAAGCAUUUUUAGAACGAUUGACCAUAUUUUCACUUAUGUGGAGUAUGGGUUCACUAUUAGAAUUAAAUGAUCGAAUGAAAAUUGAACAAUAUUUUAUUAGUCAAAAUGAUAUUGAUAUUCCGAAGAAUAUGUCACAAAAUGAUUCAAUCUUUGAUUAUUUAGUUGAUGAUAAUGGCCGAUGGGAACAUUGGUCGACUCGUGUUGAACCAUGGGAAUAUCCUAAAGAUGAAAAAAUUGAUUUUGCAUCAAUUCUUGUUCCUAAUAUUGAUAAUGUUCGUAUAUCAUAUCUUAUUAAUAUACUUUCUAAACAAGAAAAAGCUGUAUUAUUAAUUGGUGAACCUGGUACAGCUAAAACUGUUAUAAUUACAAGUUAUUUAAAACAUUAUGAUACUGAACAGCAUUUAACACGUAUAAUAAAUUUUUCAUCAAUAACAACAAGUAGUUUUAUACAAAAAACAAUAGAAAAUUUUGUUGAUAAACGUGUUGCAAAUACAUUUGGUCCAUCAUAUGGACGUAAAAUGACAAUAUUUAUUGAUGAUAUUAAUAUGCCAAUGAUAAAUUCUUGGGGUGAUCAAGAAGCAAAUGAAAUUCUUCGACAACUUAUUGAACAAAAAGGUUUUUAUUCAUUAAUUAAACCGGGUGAUUUUCUUAAUAUAAUUGAUUUACAAUUUCUUGCUGCUAUGUGUCAUCCCGGUGGUGGUCGUAAUGAUAUAUCUGAAAGAUUAAAACGUCAUUUUUUUAUUUUAAAUUGUACAUUACCAUCAAAUAAUGCUGUUGAUCAUAUAUUUGGUUCAAUAGGAAAAUAUUUUUGUUUAGAAAGAAAUUUUUCUAAUGAUAUUAUACAAAUUGUUCAAAAAUCUAUUUCAUCAACACGUAUUCUAUGGCAAUUAGUUAAAGGAAAAUUUUUACCAACACCAGCUAAAUUUCAUUAUAUAUUUAAUUUAAGAGAUUUAUCACGUAUAUGGGAAGGUAUAUUACAAAUUGAUUCUGAACAAUGUCAAAAUGAUAUUGAACAAUAUCUUCAAUUAUGGAAACAUGAAUGUACAAGAGUAUUAGCUGAUCGAUUAGUUUUAAAUACAGAAAAAGAAUGGUUUAGAAAAGAACAAUAUAGAAUUGCUAAACAAAAUUUUGGUGAUAUUUAUAAUAUUUCAAUACAAGAAGAUUUAGAAGUUUAUUUUGCUAAUUUUCUUCGUGAAGAACUUGAAGUAACUGAUGAAAUGGGUGAUGAUAUUGAUCUCGCUGAUUUAUUACCAAAAGUUUAUGAACCAAUUUCAUCAUGGGAUACCUUAGAAACAAAACUAAUAGCUAGUAUGACUAAAAUGAAUGAAGAAAUUCGUGGUAGUAAUAUGGAUUUAGUAUUUUUCAAAGAUGCUAUGAUACAUCUAUUACGUAUUUCACGUGUAAUUAAUAUGCCAAAAGGACAUUUAUUAUUGGUUGGUGUUGGUGGUAGUGGAAAACAAUCAUUAACGAAAUUAGCAGCUUAUAUUGCAGGUUAUAAAUAUUUUCAAAUAAGUGUCUCAAGAACAUAUACAUUAAAUAAUUUUUUGGAUGAUUUACGAAAUAUAUAUCGACGUGCAGCUCGUCUUGGUCAAGGCAUUGUAUUUAUGUUUACUGAUAAUGAUAUAAAAGAUGAUCAAUUUCUUGAAUAUUUAAAUAAUGUUCUUAGUUCUGGAGAAGUUUCUGGUUUAAUAACACGUGAAGAAAUGGAUGAAACUUUAUCGGAAUUAUCAGUUAAAAUGAAAAAAGAAUAUCCAAAACGAGCAUUAACAAAUGAAAAUUUACAAAAUUAUUAUUAUGAAAGACUUCGUAAAAAUCUUCAUAUUGUUUUAUGUUUUUCUCCCGAUAAUAGAAAAUUUCGUGAACGUGCAUUAAAAUUUCCAGCUUUAGUUUCUGGUUGUACUAUCGAUUGGUUUCAUCGUUGGCCACUCGAUGCUCUUAUUGCUGUAUCAAAUGUUUAUUUAAAUCGUUUUGAUAUUCUUGUUACAUCAAAUACAAUAAAAAAGAAUGUUAUCGAAUUAAUGGCCGAUAUUCAUGAUGAUGUUAGUCGAAUAUGUGAAAAUUAUUAUGAAAAAUUUCGACGACGUACAUAUGUAACACCGAAAUCAUUUCUAUCAUAUAUAAAUGCAUUUAAAUUAUAUUAUCAAAAACAACGUGAAUAUUUUGAAAAAGAAAAAUAUAAAAUGAAAACUGGUGUUCAAAAAUUAUUUGAAGCAGCUGCACAAGUUCAAGAAAUUACACAAGAAUUAAUUUCUAAAGAAAAAUAUAUGGCUAUUGCUAAUAUGGAAGCAGCAAAACAAGUAGCCGAAAUGGAAGUAUUACGUAGUGCAGCUGAAAGCAAAACAAAAGAAGUUCAAGAAUCAAAAGAAACAGCUGAAAUACUUGUUAAACAAGUAAAUGAAGAAAAAGCACUAGCUGAAGAAGAAUUAUCAGCUGCUGAAGUUAUUUUAAAUGAAGCUGAAGAAGCUGUUAAAAUGAAGGAAAGAAAUGCAAAUUUGAAAAGAUAA
Rotaria sp. Silwood2 is the source of this 8562-nucleotide messenger RNA. The record is from the annotation of a GenBank genome assembly. NCBI's taxonomy places the organism in Eukaryota, Metazoa, Rotifera, Eurotatoria, Philodinida, Philodinidae.